GAUUUUCCAUUUCCAUUUCGACUUCAACUUCCCCUCCUCUCUCUCUCUCUCUCUCUCUCUCUCUCUCUCUCGCAUGCCUCACUCUUACCCCAUUCACCUCUCUCUCCUCUCCUCCUCCUCUUCCUCCGAUCUCCUUUCGUAGCUUCGGCCCUUCGAUCCGAUGGCCAUGGCGAUCGAUUCGCCCCGCGGAGCGCUUGGUCUCGUCCUCGUCGGCGUCGUCCUCCUCCUCGCGUUGAUGUCGCCGCGCGCGAGGCUCGGAGCCGUGGCGAGGCCGGAUAAGGAGACGAGGGAGAAGUUCUACGGCGAUCUCGUCACGGGAUCCACCCGCAAUAGCACAGGGGAGGGGAGCAUCGCAGAGAUGUUCGAUCGAGUCCUCGAGAAGGAGUUCUCCGAGAACGAUUCGCCCGAAGGUCCUGAAAAAAGUAGCUUCAACAACAGCGUAGCAGAUCAUCAAGCUGUUUUAGAGACUGUAGCUAUUAUUACGCAUGACAAGUCAAAGAAAAAUGGUUCGGAGGAGAAAAGCGCCAGCAAAUCUUUCCAAAUUGGUGAUGUCUUUUCAUUGGAAAAUGAGGGCUCUGAUGAUACGACAACCUUGAUAGAUAGAAAGGACAAUGUCUUUGUGAUGUCAAAUCGUAAAACUAAGUACCCAAUGCUUCAAGUGGAUUUAAGGUUGAUUUCUGAUCUGGUGGUUGUAAUUGUUUCAGCUACUAUUGGUGGUAUCACCUUUUCCUGUUUGGGCCAGCCGGUCAUUGUUGGUUAUCUUCUUGCGGGGUCUCUCGUUGGACCUGGAGGGUUGAACUUCAUCAAUGAAAUGGUGCAGGUAGAGACUGUUGCACAGUUCGGCGUGGUCUUUCUUCUUUUUGCUUUGGGCCUCGAAUUUUCAUUGACAAAGUUAAAAGUUGUUGGACCUGUUGCUGUUUUUGGAGGUCUACUUCAGAUUCUUAUUUUCAUGUCCUUGUGUGGUCUAACUGCGAUGUUAUGCGGCGCAAAACCUUCUGAAGGUGUAUUUGUCGGCUCUUUCCUAUCAAUGUCAUCUACUGCAGUGGUCUCUAAAUUUUUAGUGGAAAAGAGUAGUACAAAUGCUCUUCAUGGUCAAGUUACAAUCGGUACUCUUAUUCUGCAGGAUUGUGCUGUGGGUCUACUCUUUGCUUUGCUUCCAGUUUUGGGUGGUAGCAGUGGUGUUUUCCGAGGAAUAAUGUCUAUGGGAAAGUUGUUGAUGGUCUUGUCCCUGUUUAUAACUGCUGCAACUAUACUCUCUUGGUCUUUUGUUCCUCGUUUCUUGAAGCUUAUGAUUCAGUUGUCAUCACAAACGAAUGAACUAUACCAGUUGGCAUCCGUGGCUUUUUGUUUAUUACUGGCAUGGUGCAGUGAUAAGCUAGGAUUGAGUCUUGAGCUUGGUUCAUUUGUUGCUGGUGUUAUGAUAUCCACCACGGACUUUGCUCAGCAUACCCUGGAGCAGGUGGAAGCAAUACGCAAUUUAUUUGCUGCACUUUUCCUUGCUAGUAUCGGCAUGCUCAUACACGUUCAGUUCCUGUGGAACCAUGUUGAUAUAUUACUUGCAGCUGUUAUUCUGGUCAUUAUAAUCAAGACAAUUGUUGUAACGAUAGUAGUAAAAGCAUUUCGGUACAGCAUCAGAACAGCUUUUGUGGUGGGUCUAUCAUUGGCUCAAAUUGGGGAGUUUGCGUUCGUUUUAUUGAGCCGUGCUUCACAUCUUAAGCUUGUUGAGGGAAAAAUGUACCUCUUGCUUUUGGGAACAACUGCUCUUAGCUUGGUAACAACACCUCUCAUUUUCAAACUAAUACCUGCAGUAAUGCAUCUUGGUAUUCUUAUGCAUUGGUUUCCUUCCGAGAGCAGCAUGCAGAAUGAGGAUAGAGCAACCAUGCUUGAUGUCUACAACAGGUCACUUUGACAUCGCCCACUUAUUACCUAAUAUAAAAAAAAUUUGCAGUUCACCACAGUUCUCCCAACUGUUCAUGCUGCAGAACAUUUCACAACAGAUUUUACAGUUCUUCACUGCCUACAAACUCAAAGUGACGAAUAAAGAAGAUCUCUGCCGUCUCUCACUCGUGAGCAGUUGUUUUGUAAACUGAAACUAGUUACAUUUCUAUGACAUGUAAAUAUGACCGAUAUUGGAUUUCAGAAAAUUCUUUAACACGACAAAAUUUGUAGCCAGGACGUUGUUUUUGAUCUUGAAUAGUUAUUUUUGAUCUUGAAUAGUUAGAAGGGAAGCUUAUUCUAGAGGAAAACCUUCUACCAUUGUAUAAUGUUCAAAAAGGAAGUCACAUGUAAGACUCGGGAAAAUUGAUGAAGCAACCAUUUCUUUCAGCUCUUUUGCA
Messenger RNA from Ananas comosus (pineapple), 2336 nucleotides. RefSeq names its product K(+) efflux antiporter 5. The record is from RefSeq and is a predicted model, not a curated record. Gene Ontology annotation, molecular function: potassium:proton antiporter activity. The transcript is spliced from 20 exons. Gene Ontology annotation, cellular component: membrane. Gene Ontology annotation, biological process: proton transmembrane transport; potassium ion transmembrane transport. Bases 161 to 1909 code for a protein of 582 amino acids. NCBI's taxonomy places the organism in Eukaryota, Viridiplantae, Streptophyta, Magnoliopsida, Poales, Bromeliaceae.